AAAAAAAAAAAAUUUAGCUUCUUCUUCCUCUCUAGGACACACAGCAGACAUGCAUUCUGUUUUGUCUUGAACCCAUCCACCUCUCCCUUGUUUUGCCUCUCCCUAAACCCUCACAACCAUUUCUCUACAUUCCAUGGUCACAGUGCACCAUUGUUUCCGACGCUUCUCUAUAUCUCUACUGCACACACCCGAAUACCAACUCCAACCCAACACGCCCACUAAGUGACUGAUAAAUGGCCUCAGAGAAACAAGAGCCCACCGCAAGAGAAUUCGUCAAGGGAAAGUGGACCACGCAAGAAGACGAGAAACUAACCGAGGCUAUUGCAGUUCAUGGUGCAAAGAAGUGGAACUCAUUAGCGUCGAAAGCAGGGCUGAAUCGGAAUGGCAAGAGUUGCAGGCUGAGAUGGGUGAACUAUCUGAGACCCAACCUCAAGAGAGGCGACAUGUCUGACCAGGAAGAGGACAUGAUUAUUAGGCUGCACAAGCUUCUUGGAAAUAGGUGGUCUUUGAUUGCGGGAAGAUUACCGGGUCGAACAGACAAUGAGAUAAAGAACUACUGGAAUACCCAUUUGAGCAAGAAAAUUAACCAGAAAGAGAAGCAAAGUAGCAAUGGAUCUAAUUCGACAAUACAAAUUCCCACAGUUGACGAGAAACCAAGUGUAGCAGAUGAUGAUCGGAAGGUCCAUGUAGAAAUGAAGCAAGAGUGCUUAUCAUCAGGAGUGGGUACAAGUGCGGCUCUAAUAAAGAAAGAGGUGAUGAUCGAUCCUGAGGAUUACUCCAACACCAACAUUAACAAUAUUGAUGUUGAUGACUUCUUUAAUCUCCUCCAUAAAGAACCUUUGAGUUGGGAGGUUCCGCAAAUUCCUUGAACUAGAAGAUGCAAGGUUGCUCCACUGAUGUUAAAUAUUUGAUGAAUCUAGUAGGUUUCAUGUGAGUGCACUAACACUUUUGGAUGCUCCUAUAAUCAUGAUUUUUGUAAAUUAUGUUUAUCUAACUAUCUAUCAUGAACGAAAUGUCUACCAAAUCACUUUACCAUGAUCUGCUAUUAAGUGUCUAUCCCUUGUAUUACACUUGUAAAAAUCAAUGCAUCUCCGGGUGCUAUUUGGAUGU
This is a messenger RNA of Rosa chinensis, 1110 nucleotides long. Its product is annotated as transcription factor MYB114. The transcript has 3 exons. NCBI's taxonomy places the organism in Eukaryota, Viridiplantae, Streptophyta, Magnoliopsida, Rosales, Rosaceae. The coding region runs from base 234 to 869 and encodes 211 amino acids. The record is from RefSeq and is a predicted model, not a curated record.